AUGCAUUCAAAAGGCACCAAAUCUCAUCAAACUGGGAUGGAAACUGGGGCAAGAUCAUCCAGGCACAAGUUUGGCCUUAUAGUUACAUCAUUCACCAUUUUUCUCGUUGUAGUUGGCUACCACUGCCACCAAAUCACCAACGUCGCGAUCCCAACGCACGGGGAGACCAGGGAUGGUCUUGACAUCGCUCCGAUCAUUGAUGGCCACGUCGACUUUCCUAUAUGGAUCAGAGCUUUUUAUCAGAAUCAUAUUUAUCAACAAAACUUCACUCGGGAAGGUCCCCUAUAUGGACAGGUCGACUUUCCACGAUUAGAAGCGGGUCAUCUACGAGGCGCCUUUUGGAGUGUUUAUGUAGAAUGUCCUAGUGAACCAAAUGAUCACAGUGAUGCUGCUUACCAGGAGAUAAUUCAUGAUACUCUGCAACAGAUCGACCUCGUUUAUCGCUUGGUACGCGAGUUUCCCGGCUACCUCAAGCAUGCUUUCACAGCCGCAGACGUCGAAAGGGAACUCAACGAUGGCAAAUCACAAAGAGUUAUUUCGCUUAUGGGGAUAGAAGGUCUACAUCAAAUCGGCAACAGCGCAAGUAUAUUGCGCAUGUAUCACUCUUUGGGAGUGAGGUACGCGACACUUACGCAUACCUGCCACAACGCGUACGCGGACAGUGAGGAACCGAAACAACCACUACACAGCGGGCUAUCGAGCCAGGGUCGCGCUAUUGUGACUGAAAUGAAUCGUCUUGGUAUGAUCGUUGACAUAUCACACACGAGCUUUGACACCCAGCGAGAUGUCUUAGGUGUUUCACUGGCACCUGUGAUAUACUCGCAUUCAAAUGCCUAUACAAUGCACAACCAUACGCGAAAUGUCCCGGACGAUAAACUUCUACAAUUAAAAGUUAAUGAUGGAGUGAUCAUGGUGGCAUUCUAUCCAGAGUUUCUUGGGGACAAUGCAUCCUUGGCGCUAGUUGCAGACCACGCACAGUACAUCGGAGAGAAGAUAGGAUAUCGCCAUGUUGGAAUUGGAUCAGACUUUGACGGCAUGGCCGAAGGACCUACAGGGCUUGAAGACGUAUCGAAAUAUCCCGACCUGAUUCAAGUUCUACGAGAUCGGGGCGUCAGAGAGACUGACAUUCGCGGAGUCGCAGGAUUCAACGUUCUGCGAGUUUUGAAGCGUGCAGAAGAAGUUGCGAAAUCUCUAGAUGGAAUGAGGCCCUUGGAGGAUGAUGUGAAACCAUUUUUUUAA
Xylaria bambusicola is the source of this 1239-nucleotide messenger RNA. RefSeq names its product renal dipeptidase. Bases 1 to 1239 code for a protein of 412 amino acids. Gene Ontology annotation, biological process: proteolysis. The record is from RefSeq and is a predicted model, not a curated record. Gene Ontology annotation, molecular function: metallodipeptidase activity. NCBI's taxonomy places the organism in Eukaryota, Fungi, Ascomycota, Sordariomycetes, Xylariales, Xylariaceae. The transcript is spliced from 3 exons.